AUGGCUACACUUCCUCGCAGGCACAAUCUGCGAGCAAAGACCGGAGCAUGUCUCGGAGAGACCACGAAGCGAAGCGUUAAUGUCUCGGAUGUACACGGUCGGCUGGGAGAGGGCGCGAGUACCAAUGGGAAAAUCCACAUGCUUGGCCGCGUGCUCCGCGUACCUGGAUCACAAUGCUCGUGUAGCGCGUGCAAGACGAUUCAAUAUGACAUGUUCAUCGACCACGACUCUUCAACGGCAGCCGAAAACUCCAGGAUUCGGCAAUCCUGCGACGUGCCAAUUUUGCGUUUUCGGUCUUUGAUCGUAUUAUUAUACUUAAAUCGACGCGGCUACGUCACGUAUACGGCGCCAACCUGGACGGCUGGUCGGAGAUCGAAAAUAGAGCUCUGGGGCGGCCGCUUCUGGAGAACCGUUAUCCGAGAGCGGGAUAACCCCUUCCGCUCUCCUGGCCUCGCGUACUUUUGA
This is a messenger RNA of Pseudozyma hubeiensis SY62, 465 nucleotides long. RefSeq names its product WD repeat-containing protein 46. Bases 1 to 465 code for a protein of 154 amino acids. The record is from RefSeq and is a predicted model, not a curated record. Lineage: Eukaryota; Fungi; Basidiomycota; Ustilaginomycetes; Ustilaginales; Ustilaginaceae. The transcript has a single exon.